UAUUUCGGUAAGAACUGCAGAAAUGUAAGAACAAUAUUGGAUGACCGUGGAUUGAAAAUUCAUGAUGGUGGUUAUUUCUUGGGGGCAAAAGGACUCUACCACACCUACAAUUUAAAUCAAUCAAAAUAAACAAUCUUUCGAAAAUUUCUAUAAAGAAAGGUAUUUAAAUAGAAAGAUUGAGAUAUGGGUAGAGCAUUUGUUUAUGUAAUUCUUGGAGGAGGGGUUGCAGCUGGAUAUGCAGCUCUUGAAUUCACAAGAAAAGGGGUCUCGCCUGGCGAACUCUGUAUAAUUUCUGAGGAACCUGUUCCACCUUAUGAGAGACCUGCACUGAGCAAAGGUUAUUUACUUCCAGAAGAUCCUGCACGCCUACCGUCAUUUCACACUUGUGUUGGAGCUAAUGAGGAAAGGCUGACUUCAAAAUGGUACAAGGAACAUGGUAAUUCUUCCUUUUUUUUUUUCAUUUCUCUUUUAGAGCCUAUCGCAAAUAAGGAUUGUACAAUGCUGCAUUUCUUCUGCGGAGUACUUAUUUCCCCAUAUGUGUUUCUUCUAUGGAAAAUUUUACUAACUGCAGCUGGAGAGACUAUAAGCUACAAGAUUCUUAUCAUUGCAACAGGUGCUCGGGCCUUGAAGCUUGAGGAAUUUGGAGUGAGUGGAUCAAAUGCUGAAAAUGUUUGUUAUUUAAGAGAUUUAGCUGAUGCAGACAGGCUUGUUAACGUCAUGCAAUCUUGUACUGGUGGGAAUGCUGUUGUCAUUGGUGGUGGCUACAUAGGAAUGGAAUGUGCGGCAUCCUUGGUGAUCAAUAAAAUAAAUGUUACUAUGGUUUUCCCUGAAGCACAUUGCAUGGCCCGCUUGUUUACACCGAAGAUUGCAAGUUAUUAUGAAGAUUAUUACAGAUCUAAAGGAGUAAAUUUCAUCAAGGGCACUGUCUUGUCAUCUCUUGAUAUGGAUUCCGAUGGAAAGGUUACAGCUGUGAAUCUUAGAGAUGGAAAUCAGCUACCAGCAAACAUGGUUGUGGUAGGAAUUGGAAUACGUCCAAACACAAGCCUCUUCGAGGGCCAACUUACUUUGGAGAAAGGUGGGAUCAAAGUGAAUGCGCGAAUGCAAACAAGCAACAACUCAGUCUAUGCAGUUGGAGAUGUUGCAGCAUUUCCUGUCAAACUGUUUGGUGAAAUUCGUAGACUUGAGCAUGUUGACUCUGCCCGAAAAUCAGCAAGACAUGCUGUUGCUACAAUAAUGGAACCAAAUAAAACAGAUGACUUUGACUACCUACCCUUUUUCUAUUCUAGGGUCUUCACUUUGUCUUGGCAGUUUUAUGGGGACAAUGCAGGGGAAGUAGUGCAUUUUGGCGAUUACUCAGGAAGUACGGUUGGGGCUUACUGGAUAAACAAAGGUCACCUUGUUGGGUCUUUCCUUGAAGGUGGAACAAAAGAAGAUUAUGAAGCUAUAGCCAAUGCCACAAGGCUUAAGCCGGCCAUCAAUGACUUGACCGAGCUGGAAAAGCAGGGUUUGGGCUUUGCAUUGACAGUUAGUAAGAAGCAGCCAACAUCUCCGCCCGACAAUGUCAGUGGUUCUAGCUUAAUUAUAGACAAACCAGUUUAUGCUUGGCAUGCAACGGCGGGUGUUUUUGUGGCUGCAUCAAUAGCCGCAUUUGCAUACUGGUACGGAAGGAGGCGUAGGAGGUGGUGAAGAAAGUUUCUAAUGUAGUUGAAUUGUGUAAUACCAUGUGUUGUAGCAUUGAAGGUAUAUAGGUCAUUUGGGAUGAUAUCUCUUAUAUGUUUUAUUCCCAAUUUACUCUAAUAUAUCGCUCAAUGAAAAAAAGUAAAUAUCCUGUUUAUUGCUUUAA
Molecule: messenger RNA, 1843 nt
Organism: Jatropha curcas
Lineage: Eukaryota; Viridiplantae; Streptophyta; Magnoliopsida; Malpighiales; Euphorbiaceae
Source: RefSeq, a predicted model, not a curated record